AUGGCCGACUCAGAGCAGGCACCCCUUCUUUCUGCCGAGGGCAACCGCAAGAGCAACAACAACGGCCCUGAGUCUCGCGAACCCGAAGACUCGUUCGAGUCAACCCCGCUAUUGUCUAGCUCGGCCGCAACAUUACAGUACGAUGACGAACAGGAUGACGACCAUGACGGCGACUCGGCGUCCAUCACUUCGCGUGCCACAAACACAUCAUCCGUCAAGUCUACCAAGAGCAAACAAAUACGAUGGCCAUCUAUUAUUGCCAUGAUUGUCUUGGCACUCGGCGCGCUUGCGAUCAUGAUCCUCGCGUUCAUUGUUCCCACCGCCGUCGAAGAGUAUGCGAAACAAGCGGUCGUUCUCGAACCUACAAAUCUGUCCCUCGAGUCUAUCACAGCCAACGGUAUCCGAGCGAGGAUACAGGCUAACUUCCGGCUGGACGCACAGCGUGUCGUGAACGAGCACGUUAGGCGGAUCGGCAGGGCAGCCACGUGGGUCGUGGGAGAGCUCGGGACAGAGGAGACGAAAAUCAAUGUCUACCUACCCGAGUAUAAGGAUGUUCUACUCGGUACUGCCGCCGUGCCUCCCCUGAGCGUCAGCAUCGUGGACGGUCGCAACAACGCGGUGGAUUUUGUGGCCGACCUCGCUCUGGGCGAUGCUGAGGGCAUUCGGUCGAUCGCGAACGAGUGGUUGGAGGGAAGGCUGAAGACUGUCCGCGUCCGAGGGCAGGCCGAUAUCCAACUCAGGGCGGGCAUCAUUCCGCUGGGAACACACUCCGUUGUGGAGUCACUUACAUUUGAAGGCAGCAAGUUGCCUCACAUGCCGGAGUACAACAUUACUAGGAUGAAUUUCAAGGACCAGCCUGUCCCCGGCGAGCGCAAAGCAAUGGCAGCUGAUGUCACGAUCCAGUCCUUCAACAAGUAUCCAAUCUCUGUGGACAUUCCCGAGCUUGGCUUCGAGAUUCUCCUCCCUGGAUGCAGCCCUGCCAAUCACCCCAUCCUCGUGGCUACCGCGACGACCAACGGCGUAGCCGUGCGCCCGCACGCAGACGUACUUGUGAAUGCUCAUAGCCUCAUUAAAAAGCUGCCCAACUCACUCACCCGCGUCUGUCCCAAUUCGGACUCCUCGCCGCUUGACAUGCUCUUCAAGAAGUAUCUCGACGGCGAAACAGCAACCGCUCUCAUCCGGGGCCAAAAGCACCCGGCCGGCGACACCCCGGGCUGGAUCACGGAUAUCCUGUCCAGCGUUACCGUUCCUGUGCCGUUUCCUGGACGCUCUUUCGACAACUUGAUUCGAAACUUCUCUCUGACCGAUGUCCACUUCACCAUGCCGGACCCUGCAGCAGAACCCGACGAUCCCGACUCCAACCCACAAGUCUCGGGAAAUAUCGUGGUUCUCGCGGGGCUUCCUUCUGAGAUGAACUUUUCGUUGAACGUCACCAACUUGCGGGCGAACGCGGAUGUCUUCUACAAAGGAAAGAAGCUCGGAGAACUAAACCUGAAGGAGUGGCAAAAAGCGAACUCGACGCAAAUACCAGCGAGGAAGCAUCGCGAGGCUACCCUCAAGAUCCAAUCGCAUAUCAAGAACGCGCCACUCAACGUAACCGACGCCGACGUUAUGACGGAUGUUCUUCAGGCUCUUUUGUUUGGCGGGGACGUGGUGCUGAGCAUCAAGGCUCUUGUGGACGUCAAAGUGCAGACGACUCUCGGCCAGCUCGUGGUGAAGGCGGUCCCUGCGGAGGGGAAGAUUCCAGUAAAACCUCUCGGAAAGGAUCUCCUAGGCGCUGCCGCACCCCAAGUCGGAAAGGUCGAGAUCACCGACACAACUCCUGCCUCCCUUUCACUACAUGCAUUAAUUAAUAUUACAAACCCAACGCCGUACUCGGCGCACAUUCCUUUCAUUAUUUUACAUGUCGAGAGCAACGGUACAAUUAUUGGCGAGGCGUUUGCAGAGAACUUGGAUGUCAAACCAGGCAAUAACACCAACCUACCCAUCUCAGCAGUAUGGAGUCCGUCAAUGGGCGGCGAGGAGGGCCGCGAGCGUGGCCGCAAUCUUCUAUCGGAGUACAUAUCGGGCUACAAUACCUCGGUCACCAUUCGCACCCACCGCGGCAGCAUCCCGUCCCUCCCGCUCAUCGGCGAAGCCCUCUCCCGCCUUAACCUAACCCUCCCCGCACCCCGACUCCGCCUCCCCGGCGGGGAUGAUGACGAUGACAACAAAGACGACGGCCGAAACUCCCAGCCGCACUUCAUCCGCGACGCGACGUUCCACGUGCUCUCCUCGACCGCCACCUUCACGCUGGUCUCCCCCCUGCUGCACAACACCAUCUACAUCGACUCGGUCAACGCCACGGCACUGUACAACCACACGGAGCCCAUCGGCCGCAUCGAGUAUUAUGACCUGCCCUUUGCCGCGCCUCCCGGGUUUUCGGUCACCCCCAAGCUGCCCGUCGACUGGUCGCUGGACUCGGUCGGGUAUGGCAAGCUCCGCGAUGCGUUGGGCGGGACCAUGAAGCUUGAUGCGCGCGCUGUGGUGGGGGUGAGGUUGGGGGAGGUGGACGGAAAAGGUGUGACAGCAGCCAGCAGGAUGCGCGCCAUCCUGCCGGGCAAGCCCGAGUCGCGGCUGCAGGCCCUAGCGACGGGAUGCUGGGCGUCGAGGCGCAUCACCGUUUACAUAACCGGCAAUGCGCUCGCCAUCCUGGGCCGCCCCGACCAGCUGCUACAGACCGUCUACGACGACGACCCCGACCCGCUGCAGGCCGUCGCGCUGGACGAGGCCUCGGGCAAGAUUGCCGUGUGCACGCGCCGUGUUGUGAGGGUGUACAGGCCCCAUUGGUGUGGGUGUGGGCUGGGAGAAGGAGGAGGAGGAGGUAGGGGCGCUGCAGUGGGCGCCUGCAGAGCUGUUUUGGGGAGUCUGGAGCUGUACCAGACGUCGUCGACGUUGGGGAAGCCAGAGUGUUCGUGGCGGAAACGGCUCGCCAACCCGGUCCGGCUGGCGAGUUUGUCCUACGACUCGGCGUAUAUCGCUUCGGUGGGGGAGUAUGAUCGGCUGGUGAAGGUCUGGCGGCGGUUGAGCUACGGCACGGGGGAGGUCCGGUUCGAUUUCAUCUACUUGAGGCAUCCGCAGCCUGUGACGGGGAUCCAGUGGCGGCGGUCCGCAUCAUGUCGACCAGACCAUCGAGAAUGCCCUGUACACGUUCUGCGCGGACAAUGUGCUGCGCGUGAGCCCAAGUCCUCGAAGAUGGAGGACGGUUCGCGCUGGGCGUUUGUUAUGCAUGGGGGAGAUCUCGCCGCCGCGACCGAAAAGGCUGUCCAGGAGGGGACGCAAACAAAAGAGGGGGCUGCUGCGCUGGAGCAUCUUAUCAGUGUUGCAAAUCGCAGCCCGGAGAUUUGUGUUGUGCUAGACGGUCGGGGGCGCAUGUCCGCGUGGGCCUUGGAGAACAUCGGCUGCAAGACGAGCAAGUCCAAUGUUUUCAACGUAGCCCACGUCACGUCCCCGGAGCUGGACUUUCUCAAGGGAAACUCAGGCUCGACGAGUCCACACGUUGAGGCUUAUAGUUACUGUCAUUCUGGUGGCCACUUGCACAUCCUAUUGCAUUUCUUUGACGGGAGGGUUGAGGUCUACCGCGGCAAUAUUGCCGCUUUGUUUGACCGGAACCCGAAGAGGAGGCGGUUAACCCAACAGUGUCUCUGGACCGGGCAUUCAAAGCCAAUACGCAAGAUUGUUCGAAACUUUAGCGGUAGGGCGAUUGUCUCGCGGACGGAGCAUGGGCAAGGCGUAAUCUGGAAACACGAACUGGGCGCUACGCGGACCGGGCUCGCCCGGCAGGCGGUGAUCCCCGAGCAGGGGCAUAUCCACCGGAUGUGUCUCCUCAGAAACGGCCGAUUCGUCGUCUUUCUUCGCCACGAGACUAUCUCGUUGUGGGACUGCCGUCAGUCGGCGCCGGCGAUGCUGGCCGAGCAGAAAUACGAUGUCCCUGGGAAACCACUAUGUCUGUUGGUCCUCCCGAGGCACAAGGUCGAAGACUAUACCACGGCGCAUAUCGCUACCAUCACCUCUGAGAAAAAAGGAGUGGUUUGGGAGGUCAAGUUCCCCUUUUAUUCCCGUACGCACUCGACGACCCCCAGUAGUACCAACGGAACCAAGCAUCAACAACCCUCGAUUCGCGAAUUCGUCAAGUUCGCGCUCGAAGACGCCGGCGACCUCGCCUACGUCCUGCCCGUCGACCCGGCCGGCACCACCCCGCACGUCUCGGGCUUCCUCGACGUCUUCGCCCGAGACGUCGCCAUCUCCUACACCCACUCCGGGCGCGUCGAGUUCUGGACCGCCCGCGUCGGCCACAGCGGCGACGGCGUCGAGUGGCUAUCAACCUGCUCCAUGGAGACCAGCGUCUCCAACCCGGCCCUCGUCAGCGGGAGCACACGAAAAAAAGCGGCGCUCGUCAACUCGGCGCGGUCCGCGCUCACCAUCUGGGACAUCCGCGGCGCGCGCCUCGAGUACACGCAGGACUUCGAGAACAGCCACACCAUCCGCGACCUGGACUGGACCUCGACGCCCGACAUGCAGUCCAUCCUGGCCGUCGGCUUCCCGCACCGCGUGCUGCUGCUCUCCCAGAUGCGCUUCGACUACCUCAACGAGGGCCCCGCCUGGGCCGCCAUCCGCGAGAUCUCCAUCCGCGACUUCACGCCCCAUCCCAUCGGCGACUCGGUUUGGUUGGGUGACGGUCAUUUGGUUAUUGGUGCUGGUAACCAGUUGUUUGUGCAGGACCGCCGGUUUGAUGCCGGCAGCUCGCUUGUUACGAGUCUACGGUUGCCGCAGCGCCGGGUCGGCCAAAAGCAUUGGGAUUUGUUUGAGGUGGUGCAGAGGCUGAAUGGGCCGCUGCCGGUGUUUCAUCCGCAGUUUUUGAGCCAGUGCAUUCUGGCGGGGAAGAUUGUCCUGGUGCAUGCUAUUCUGAUGGCGCUGUAUCGGACGCUUAAGUUCUGGGCCGAGGGGGAUGAGCUGGAUGACUAUUUGGGCUUGCAGCUGGAAGACUUUUACGAGGUUGAUCAUACUGGUGCUGACGCAUGGCAGACCACCAAGACGUCGUCCAACAAGGACCCCGGGCAGUACCUGCAGCGGCGCAUGUCGUACGACGACGGCGGCGACGAGCCCUUCUCGGAGGAGGUGGCGGCCGAGAUCAACGAGCGGCUCACGCGCAUCGACGUGGCGCAGCUGUCGGGCCACGAGCAGAUCCAGCUGGUCGACAUCAUCGAGUGCGUCGGCCUGGUCGAGAAGCAGCGCCGCUCGCUCGACGAGAACGGCGCCCGCUUCGUGCUGUUUUUCAGGCAGCAUGCUCUGCGCAAAGGCCGCACCAGCGAGAUCCAGAUGGGCUGGCGCGAGAUCAAUUGGGCGUAUCAUUCGACCAGUCAGGACGUGCUGGUGGAUUUUGUGUCGAAACAGAGCCAUGGGAAGAUGCUAUGGGAGAAUGCGAGGGAGAGUGGUAUUUUUAUGUGGUUGGCCGAUAACGCUGCGGUGGUAAGUUGUGUCGUUCCCGAAGUAAAAGGGAAUGGGUUGCUGAUAGGAGAGCAGAAAGCACAAUUCGAGGUGAUUGCUCGCAACGAGUAUACCCAAAACGAGCUCAAGAACCCGAUCGACUGCAGUCUCUUCUAUCUGGCUCUGAAGAAGAAGACGGUUCUGCAGGGCCUGUGGCGCAUGGCGACCUGGAAUCGCGAGCAAGGCGCGACACAGAAGUUACUAGCAAACAACUUUGAGGAUCCCAAAUGGCGGACGACGGCACUGAAGAACGCGUACGCCCUGAUGAGCAAGCGGCGCUUUGAAUACGCGGCCGCCUUCUUCCUCCUCGCCGACCACCUCCACGACGCUGUCAACGUCUGCCUCAACCAGCUCAAAGACCUGCAACUCGCCAUCGCGGUAGCACGCGUCUACGAGGGCGACACAGGCCCCGUGCUGCGGCGGCUCCUCGAGGAGGAAGUGCUCGCCAUCGCGGCGCAGGAGGGCAACCGCUGGCUGGCGUCGUGGGCGUUUUGGAUGCUGCACCGGCGGGACAUGGCGGUGCGCGCGUUGAUUACACCCGUAUACACCCUCCUCGAAACCCCGGGGUCACCGGACCCCCGCUCGCGGCUGUUCCUGACCGACGACCCGGCGCUGGUCAUCCUGUACAGCCAGCUGCGGCAGAAGACGCUGCAGACGCUGCGCGGGGCCAGCAAGGUCACGCCCAAGGUGGAGUGGGAGUUUGUGCUGCACAAUGCGAGGUUGUACGAUCGCAUGGGGUGUGAUUUGUUGGGGCUGGAUUUGGUGCGAAACUGGGAGUUCCUCCAACCUGCCGGACCCGCGGCCGGUUUGGGCGGGGAGGUGAACCCGCUGAGGCUGCUCCGGAGGAGGGAGUCGCUGGUUGUGGCCGAUUUACCUGUGUCGUCACAGCAGCAACAGCAGCAACAACAGCAGAAUGUGCCGGCGGAGAUGAAGUCGGGUGGUCACUUGCCUAAACAGCAGCCGGCGCCGACGGUGUUUGAGGAGCCGGAUGCGAAUUCGCUAUUGGAUAGUUUUGGGUUUUGA
Molecule: messenger RNA, 6549 nt
Organism: Chaetomium globosum CBS 148.51
Lineage: Eukaryota; Fungi; Ascomycota; Sordariomycetes; Sordariales; Chaetomiaceae
Exons: 11
Coding region: 1-6549 (2182 amino acids)
Biological process (GO): vacuolar acidification
Cellular component (GO): RAVE complex
Molecular function (GO): protein binding
Source: RefSeq, a predicted model, not a curated record